Molecule: messenger RNA, 1422 nt
Organism: Fonsecaea multimorphosa CBS 102226
Lineage: Eukaryota; Fungi; Ascomycota; Eurotiomycetes; Chaetothyriales; Herpotrichiellaceae
Exons: 5
Coding region: 1-1422 (473 amino acids)
Biological process (GO): amino acid transmembrane transport
Cellular component (GO): vacuolar membrane
Molecular function (GO): amino acid transmembrane transporter activity
Source: RefSeq, a predicted model, not a curated record
AUGGCCGACCACUCCCUUCCCACCGCCGACAAAGAAAUAGCAAAGGCCGACUUUGGGGAUGAAGUGACCCAGGCCGACAGUAUAGCAACCAUAAAUGCGCUGGUAAUUGAAGACCACUCCCAUGAAAUCAAGCUUCGGACCAUGUCGUGGAAGAAGGCGGCGUGGUUGCUGUGUGGCGAUCAAGUCGGUCUUGCCAUCAUGGCUCAAGCAUGGUCGCUCUCUGUUCUGGGCUGGGUCCCAUGGGCUGUUACCACCAUUCUUGCUGGCUCCCUCUUCUGGGUCACCUCCAUGACUAUGCACAAGUAUCUCAUGAAAUACCCUCAAAUCCGGGAUAUUUGCGACUUUGGCUUCCAUAUUUUUGGCAGAAGCCGCGUUGCUUAUUGGGUGACAGCUUUCAUGCUGCUGGCCAACAAUAUCCUCCUGAUCGGCUUUCACGUUCUCACAGGGGCAAAGGUCCUUAACGUCCUAUCAGACCACUCACAAUGCAGUGUCGUCUUUGCUGUGAUUGUGAUGAUCAUGGGGAUCUUGACCUCCAUCACUAGAACUUUACACCAUAUAUCAAUCAUGUCACUCGUCUCUGGUGACUUGUGCGAUGACAAUAUCCCUCCUCUCUUUAUGAUAUUCGCUGGAGUCGAGAAAACCCCUCUCCAUGGAUAUCAUGGUGACUAUCCCACGGCCAGACUCGUCAAGACAUAUGCCUUUCCGUUGCUCGGAACCACCUGGGUCGACUGUAUGAACGCCACCUUGAACGUCACGUUCCUUUGGGUGCCUCAAAUUCUCUUUCCGCAAUUUAUCGCCGAAAUGGAGAGGCCUCAGGACUUCCCAAAGGCUCUUGCAGUCCUUCUCGGCGUAACAACAAUCCUAUUCACGGUGCCACCUGCGAUUAGCUUUCACCUCCUCGGCCAGUACUCUGUGGCCCCAGCUUUUGGUAGCUUAAGAGUUUCUGCCUACGAAAAGGCUUCCUCGGCGUUUGUCAUUGUACCCACUCUGGUCAUUGGAAUCAUAUACUCGAAUACGACCGCCAAAUUUAUCUAUCAUCGAGUCCUGGGCACAUCAAGACACACCCACAGUCACACAGUGGUUGGUUGGGCCGUUUGGGGUCUCAUCGUCUCUGGUGUCUGGAUCCUCUCCUUCAUUUUCGCCGAAGUCAUACCUAGUAUGGGAGAUUUCUUGUCCCUUUUGAGUGCGGCCUUCGACUCCUUCUUCGGCUACAUCUUCUUCGCGAUCUGCUACUGGCAGUUAUACCAAGGUCGUUGCUUCCAGACGUUCGGUAGAAGUGUCAUGACGCUUAUCCAUAUCUUCGUCAUGAUCGUCGGACUAUUUAUUCUUGGGCCAGGGCUCUACGCAGCUGUAAAAGCCAUCGUCGCCGACUACUCGGGCGCUACGAGCCCCGCCUUUAGUUGUGCAGAUGUGUCUUUCUGA